Molecule: messenger RNA, 1005 nt
Organism: Cladocopium goreaui
Lineage: Eukaryota; Dinophyceae; Suessiales; Symbiodiniaceae
Source: the annotation of a GenBank genome assembly
AUGGCAAGCAGUUGGGGAAUGGAAACCUGGCCAAGCACCGCACUUUUUCAAUGCGCUCGAGGCCCAGCAGAUGCUGGGCAUCCCAUUGCCCCGCGUGAUGGAAUUUGCCAGGCUCUUCGACCCUCAAGGCUAUGCCAGAGCGCACCAGACCAAGAGCCCUCGGGUCAGCGUGGGAAUUAUCAGGACUAUGUGAGAAUAAAACUUCCAAUUUCUCCAUUGAUCACAGUUUGUAUUUUGAUGUCCACUGCGAUCUCCAAGAAGCAAAAGAUCCGCUUCUUGCUGGGAAUCUUCGACGAGAACGACAAUCGCGCCUUUGAGGAGGAAGAGUUUGUGGAGAUGCUGCUCGCACUUUUCUGUGGCAUGGGUGCCAUGUUCAACAUGCUGAAUUUGAAGGACGCCAUGCCCUCCAAGCAGCGCAUGGAAGCUCUGGCUAGGCGCCUCUUCGGGCGCAUCAUUGAUUUCUAUCGAGACAAGACAGGAGAUUGUUUUUUGGACGAGAGUAUGCCCUUUACUGUCAUUGAGGAUUGGCUUUUGGGCCAAAACAGCGAUGCCCUCAAUGCACCUUUCGCCCUCUUCAUUUAUCGAUACUCCGCGCCUGGGGAGGAAGAAGACCCAGAAUUGUUUGAAGAUGAGGAUCGGAAGUUUCGACUCUCGCAUACGGCGCCGGUGGUUCCGCCGCUAGAGACAGCAGCGUCAUUGGACGCAACAUUUCUCAAUCGAAAUGAGGUAGUUGUUGCGCACAAGCUGUUCAACCACUGUCUCUCCACUGGAGGUUUUGGCAUGUCCCAUUCUGAAGCGGAAGCUGUAGUGGGACCUGUCGACCAAAAUCUUUGGAUUGAUAAACUGCAUCGAGCAUUGGACGCCACGGAAGAUGAGCGGGGAGUCAGCAGGACCACAUUCACGAGCUUUUUGAAGAGGAUUUGCCCCAAGGCUAGUGGACGGCACUUGCGCAUGUUUCACAGCUGGAUCAAAGAGUACGAACAUUUGGAAGGAUUGCAGCAGGAG